Molecule: messenger RNA, 2947 nt
Organism: Silurus meridionalis
Lineage: Eukaryota; Metazoa; Chordata; Actinopteri; Siluriformes; Siluridae
Gene: p4ha3
Product: prolyl 4-hydroxylase, alpha polypeptide III
Exons: 13
Coding region: 14-1627 (537 amino acids)
Biological process (GO): peptidyl-proline hydroxylation to 4-hydroxy-L-proline
Cellular component (GO): endoplasmic reticulum
Molecular function (GO): procollagen-proline 4-dioxygenase activity; L-ascorbic acid binding; protein binding
Source: RefSeq, a predicted model, not a curated record
UCUGCUCUCUAAAAUGUGGUGUUUCCAGUUGUUCUCACUGUGGCUUAUCCUUCAUGUGUCCCCUUCUCUCGGGGAGGUUUACACCUCAAUGAGGAGCGUAAAACAAGCGAUUUCAUCAGAAAGACACCUCGUAGAUCAUUUAGGAAAAUAUCUUGAUCAGGAAACUCAAAGACUUGAAAUUAUUAAAAGGUUCUACACAAAGGUUUCUGCAUUUCACCAUGGGACACUCAAUGUAACAGCUUCCAUAGACAAUCCUUUGGCUGCAUUUACACUUGUCAAGAGAUUGCAGGAUGAAUGGUUGAACAUAAUCCACAGCAACAAAGCUGAAGAAAACCUCAAAGCCCUGAGAAGUUCUUAUGAGACGAUAGAAAGCAGUUUGCCGAAGCUAGAAGACGUGCAUGGGGCAGCACAGGGGCUGAUGAGACUCCAGGAUGUAUAUGCCCUUCAAGUGCAAGGAAUGGUGAAAGGUCAUUUCCAGCAGAUCAGCAAUGGAAACAUACUUGAGAUUUACAAACCAUCUGUAAGCAUCCCUCUCUCUGGGGAUGACUGCUUCCUUGUUGGAAAGGUAGCCUAUAAUGAAAAAGAUUAUUAUCAUGCUGUACAAUGGCUUGAGGAGGCAGUACACCAUUUUCGAGAUGUUCAAAGGAGGCCAGAAAACAAGGGCAAAUUGGAAGAUGCUCUGGAUUACUUAGCAUUCUCUCACUACAAGACAGGAAACAUCUCCUCUGCCCUCAAUUUGUCCUUGGAACUGCUGCAUUAUGAUCCAUCAAACAGCAGAAUGCUGCUUAAUGUGGAGAAGUAUAACACACUUCUAAUUAAAAGUUUGGCCAGUCUAAGUCGAGAGUCAGGAUUAAAGAGACCCAACACCACCUACCUGAGAACAAGAGACACAUAUGAAAAGCUCUGCCAAACCCAGGGAUCUCAGCUGAAUCAUUAUGAAAAUCCAAGACUUUAUUGUGACUAUUUCACCAAUGGCAGUCCUGGCCUGCUCCUGCAACCCAUGAAACGUGAGAUAGUGAGCCUGCAGCCUUAUGUUGUUCUGUUUCAUGACUUUGUGACUGGAGCAGAGGCCCAAUACAUCAGGGAGUCUGCAAUGCCAGCUCUAAAGAGGUCUGUAGUGGCUUCAGCUAUGAACCAGUCGACUGCUGACUAUCGCAUUAGCAAGAGUGCAUGGCUGAAGGCCUCAGCACAUCCCACUGUUAGCAAGGUGGACCAUCGUAUCAAUUUGCUAACAGGCCUGAAUAUGCAGCUUCCCUACAGUGAACAUAUGCAAGUGGUCAACUAUGGUAUUGGGGGACACUACGAACCUCAUUUUGAUCAUGCCACAUCAAAAUCCAGCCCAUUGUACAGACUUAACUCUGGAAACCGAAUGGCUACAUUUAUGAUAUAUCUCAGCGCUGUGGAGGCAGGAGGAUUCACAGCCUUCAUCUAUGCCAACUUCAGCAUUCCUGUAAUCGAGAAUAGUGCCGUCUUUUGGUGGAACCUCCACAGAAAUGGCCAAGGAAAUGGUGAUACACUGCAUGCAGGCUGUCCAGUCCUUGCUGGUGAUAAAUGGGUGGCCAAUAAAUGGGUGCAUGAAUACGGGCAGGAGUUUCGUCAGCGGUGUGGUCUCAACCCUCAUGAGUGACCAGAGACAUGGACCAUCAGGAACCUGCAGCCUUUUUAUGUGAGUGAAGGAGAAAAAAGAGGACUGGCCAGACGGUAUAAAAAUAUGGACAAUGGAGGAGUAGAUGUGAAAGUUCUGGGAGAGUUGGCUGGAGUGGACUGGACUUUCAGUCUGUGUUGGGGAAGCAUUUGGCCAUCAGUCAACAGUGCCCAAAAAGAGGCAGCAAAUUAUUUCCAGUUUACUCUGCCAAGCCAUGUGGACUUAUAUUAAAUUAUUUGACAAAAUGCAACAUGUUAAAUAUUGCAGCAACAUUUUUUUUUCAUGAAUUGUUACUUGCUACAUUUUAGUUACUCAGGUGGAGGUUUGCACACUCAUACCAGUUAAAGUCUGUUUACAACGAAAUCCAAAUAAAUAAAUGCAUUGUAAUUCAUGUGUACAGCUUAAUGUAGUAUGUUAAGCAUGCACUUAUGAAAUACAACAGUUCUUGCUAGAAAAAUGCUGGACCAUGUUUUAUGAGUGCAUCUGUAUUCUACAAGGAGUCAUUCAUUUGAAUAUUUUGGUACUGUUGUGAUGCUCCUGGAAAUCUGUCUGCUGUAUUACUGUAUUAUUCUGAGAGUUUGCAGCAUGUUUAUGCACAUCAUUGAGGGCUAGAGACUUUAGGACAGUAUAUUUUUUACAUUAUAUAAGUGAUGGUGGGAUUUGGCGGUGCUGAUUGGGGAAGCAUGAACAUGCACACAAACCACUCUGAGAGGCCUCUGCUUUAGGAAUGCCAUGUUUACCAUGCUGUAUUUGGCACGUUUAUAGUAGAGAUUAUUCACUAUUCAUUAUGAUUUACAGGUCAAAACAUAUUCUCAAUGUGUGUGUCCCUAAAAAAGGAUAUACAGAGUGUUUAAAAAGGUAUUGAUAGAAGUUUUUUGUACACUUUUUUACAGUAAUUUAUUAGGUCAUUUUUUUUUUCUGGACAUCAACUUUUAACAAACAGUAAGCUUUCAUAACAAGGCAAAAACAAGAUUUUAUAUUUUGCAAGUUUAUUACAAAUCAAAAACUGAAAGCUCUCAUUUAGAUAACCAUUCAGAUUGAUUUUUAAAAGCCCUCUGGCAACAACUACGUCUUUUGAGUUUUCUUGGAUAAGUCUGAAAAAAGGUUUGCACAACUUUAUUUGGGUGUGUCUCCCAUACAUCUUGUUAAAUCCUUUUAAGCUCAGAUUGAAUGGGGAACAUCUGUGAACUGACAUCUUCAGCUCUCUCCACAAACUUUUUCUAGGGUUUCAAGCUCCGGCCACCCAAGGACAUUCAGCCACAUUUCCUGAAGCCAAUCCAGCAUUGCAUUGGCUGUAUGCAU